UGUGUGUGUGUGUGUGUGUGUGUGUGUGUGUGUGUGUGUGUGUGUGUGCGUGUGUGUGUGUGUGUCUGUGUGCGCGUGCGUGCGUGUGUGAGAGCUGAUGCCAACAGGAUGUCCUGCUCCCGCUGCUGCUGUGUGGGGCUGCUGGACGGGAGCCGGAAGAAGGAGCGGUUGGUGAGGCGCGUGGAGGAGCAGGAGGAGGACAGCACGAGGAACAUGGACAUCUCUCUGCUCAGGGAGCAGUACAGGAGCACGAGGGAGGCGCAGAGGAGACACACUCAGGUGCUGCUGUUCAGGACAGUGUCGGAGGAGCUGUCGGAGGCCGUCGGCAUCGUCCCCGUCACUCAGGGUUUGGCGUCGCCAUGGGAACCAGACAGCAGCUCACCGUCGGCUGUGACCUUUGACCCCGACCCGACGACCGGCUGCGACCCCUGGCACGUCCAUCUGGAUCUCCACCUGCGCUCCCGCCCCUGCGUCGGCGCGCAGCUCACAGCUUCCUCCCCGGAAACAACAAACACCAACAGUUCCUCGCGACGUUCGUCGUCCUCCGAGUCCGUCGGCAGGAAACUCUCCGUGGACUCUCCGUCUGAGUCUCCCUGCAGCUCCUCCUGCAGUACCAAAGAAGAAGAUCACACUGCCGGGUGCCGAGCAGAGCCAGAGGAGACGGAUCCCCCCCACGCCUCCACCAACAUUCUGCAUGAAGACCUGCAGGAGAAGCCGUGUGCGACGGGGAACAUCGUCCUGCAGAGGAAGUUGUCGGCCCCGGCCCUCAGACUCACCAGGCAGCUGAGUGUCGGGGGGGUGGGCUCGUCCACGGGGGGGCCCCAGAACCACAACUACCACCCAUUUCCCAACAGGAAGACCCCGAGGAUCUCGGAGGCCGCCCGGAGACUGGGCAUGUACUCGUCCUUCUGAUUUCAGACGGGUCCAUUCGUCAUUAAGAACACUCAGAAAUGAAAAUAUCAUUUUAUUUCAUGUAUUUCACGUUAUGUGUAUUCUUGCACAGAGGAAUAUCUACAUGCAAGAUUCUCAAUAUGUUUUCAUGUAAUUAUUUUCUUCCUUAGAGGACAAAAGUGUCAGAAAACUGCCAUAAAAAUAUUAUUAAUUAAUAUUAUUUUCCACUUUCACUGAGUUUAUUAAAAAAACAAAAUAUAAUUAUUUCCUGUAAACAAAUUUUUUUUAUCUUCAUGUGUCCACAGAAUGAGACGUCUGACUGAUUAUAUAUAAUAAUAAUAUAUAGUUUGUGCAGGAAACCAUGGAAACAGAAGGUGUUUGUCCCAAACAGGAGAAAAUGUGUCAAUCUGAUGAACAGUAAAAAGUUUAAUUCUGAUCCAGAAGUGAAGCUGAGAUCAUACGAAGCAUUAACAGACAAAAUGAUGGAUCAUGAGGAGAAAAAUGUUUUGUGGAUUUGAGUUCUGCAUUAAAAUGAUCAGAUUUACAAUAAUUAUAAUAAAUCAGAUUUUGUCUUUGACACAAUUACAACUGAAUUUAAUUUUGUAUUGAACCUUAAUUUCUGCUCUCUUAUGGAGAACUUAAUAAAUAAACGUACUACUUUUAUUUUAUGUUAUUUUGUUUUACCUGCUUUGUUUUAUUUUAUGUUUUAUUUUACUUUAUUCAAG
Messenger RNA from Cottoperca gobio, 1616 nucleotides. RefSeq lists its product as uncharacterized. NCBI's taxonomy places the organism in Eukaryota, Metazoa, Chordata, Actinopteri, Perciformes, Bovichtidae. Bases 109 to 912 code for a protein of 267 amino acids. The record is from RefSeq and is a predicted model, not a curated record. The transcript is spliced from 4 exons.